Molecule: messenger RNA, 318 nt
Organism: Aspergillus mulundensis
Lineage: Eukaryota; Fungi; Ascomycota; Eurotiomycetes; Eurotiales; Aspergillaceae
Exons: 4
Coding region: 1-318 (105 amino acids)
Source: RefSeq, a predicted model, not a curated record
AUGCGCACAGCCAGUUUCUCCCUCCUCGGCGUCAACCUGGCCCUCUUUAUAUCCUCCACAAUCGCGAAAACGACUACGAUUGGUCUCGAGACGCAAACAGAGAGCCGCGGCGUUUCGGUUCCAAUGGACGAUUGCUUUGACAUCGAUGAGGAGAACGUUUUUACACUAGUGAUCAGCAAGAAAUGUCGCGUCUUUACAGGCCCAAUGUGCACCGGACGAACGGCCCUCCUUGAACCAGGCGAGCAUUCAACCGCGAAACCUGUCAUGCUCGGGAGCGUGCUCUGCGAAGAGCCGGACUUGUUGUCGACCGAGUUAUAA